Molecule: messenger RNA, 1630 nt
Organism: Tripterygium wilfordii
Lineage: Eukaryota; Viridiplantae; Streptophyta; Magnoliopsida; Celastrales; Celastraceae
Product: AT-hook motif nuclear-localized protein 7-like
Exons: 6
Coding region: 207-1367 (386 amino acids)
Molecular function (GO): minor groove of adenine-thymine-rich DNA binding
Source: RefSeq, a predicted model, not a curated record
UGCUCAAUUUUUUUUCUAAACACCAUUAAUGGAGGGAAGUUUGUAAAAGUCCCUCCCCCCUCUCUCUGUUGUCAGACAAAGUUAAGAAAGCUACGUAUCACAGUUUCUACUUCUGGCGCCAUUUGCACUCGAUCCUCUCAGUUCAAAACUUAUUCUAGAAACAAGAUAGUAGAGUGGAUUCGUCGCUUUGCCUUGCUGAGCUGAACAUGGAGGAGAAGGAAAGCACGGUUUCUUUGUCGCCGGAGAACUCGGAGUCGGAGUCACCACCGCCCGUGAGAAGCUUCGUAGUUCCACCGCCACACAUGAACUUGGACAUGAACAUGAAUAUGAGCAUGGAGAGAGGCCUUGGCGGUGCAACAACCACCCCCACCACCACAACACCACCGCUGCUUUAUCCGCCGCAGUUGACCACCACCACCACCACAGCAGCGUCGGAAGGAGGGGUUUUGCAAGGGAGUGGUACCGGCAGUGUUGAUUUGUUUGGGAAGAAGAAGAGAGGGAGGCCGAGAAAGUAUGACGCGGAUGGGAACCUCAGAGUGCCGUACAAGGCGGCGGUGCCACCAGUUUCGCCGCCAUCGGGAUUUUCUUUGUCUCCGUCUUCAGCUCCGGAGUUAGCUUCCAAGCGAGGGAGGCCCCCUGGCUCGGGUAACUGGCAGGUUUUAGCGUCUUUAGGAGAAUUGUUUGCCAGUACUGCGGGAGGGGACUUCAUGCCGCAUGUGGUGACUGUGUGUACUGGGGAGGAUGUUGCUGGGAAUAUCCUAUCAUUUGCUCAGAGAGGUCCUCGAGGAGUUUGUGUUCUCUCUGCCAAUGGAACUGUUUCCAAUGUUACUAUUCGCCAACCUGGUUCUUCAGGCGGUAUCUUGACAUAUGAGGGGCGCUUUGAGAUUUUGUCCUUAUCAGGGUCAUACACAAUCACUGAUUCCAGUGGUGUGAAAAGUAGGACUGGUGGAUUGAGUGUUUCAUUGGCUGGUCCUGAUGGCCGCGUGGUUGGAGGUGGUAUUGCUGGUUCACUGAUCGCUGCUAGCCCUAUCCAAGUUGUGCUUGGAAGCUUCAUGCCAAAUGGAUACAAGGCUCAUAAGAGGAGGCACCAUCGUGAGAAUACAAUGGCUACAACCAUUCCCCCAGGAGAUACAGCAACUGCAGCAACUGCAGCAACACCAAUCUCACAAGCAAAACCAGAUUACGCGUCCCUUAUAAACCCUACAUCUCUAUUACCAGAACGAAGACAUGUUGAAGCAGAUGACAAAGCUAGUGAUAAGCUUAUACCCAAUAUGCCAACUUCCUAUAGUUCUGGUUGGAAUGGAGUAGAGCCCUUGCCAAGCCACAGGCCAUCUCCUGACAUCAACGUAUCUUUGCCCAGCGAUUAGAGCUUUAGGAUGUACAAGGUUACUUUAAAGCUGACAGUGCUACUGAACAACAUUAUUUUACUGCAUUGUUGUUGUAGCCUUUUGAAUUUAUUAAGAUAAUCUUAGUAGUUCUGCAUGAUAAUUAGAGGCUGGCUGUUAGGCCUGUCAGAUUCUUUUUACCAUGUAACAUCUGACAUUGGUCGUUCUUAAGCCAAGGCACUGAUCUGUGUGAUUGCCCUAAAUAUUUAUGGAUAAGACAGUUUUAUUGGUCCAUGUUUACUACC